Molecule: messenger RNA, 1209 nt
Organism: Dipodomys spectabilis (banner-tailed kangaroo rat)
Lineage: Eukaryota; Metazoa; Chordata; Mammalia; Rodentia; Heteromyidae
Product: transcription factor SOX-1-like
Exons: 1
Coding region: 1-1209 (402 amino acids)
Biological process (GO): regulation of DNA-templated transcription; cell differentiation; anatomical structure morphogenesis
Molecular function (GO): RNA polymerase II cis-regulatory region sequence-specific DNA binding; DNA-binding transcription factor activity, RNA polymerase II-specific
Source: RefSeq, a predicted model, not a curated record
AUGAACCGCCCCAAUUUACACCACGAUAAUGGACACGGAUCUGCACUCUUUUCUACCAAUGGCUCCCAGACCAUCACCAACCGCUUGUGGUCUGCCAGAGGCAAAGCCAGCCGCAGCUGGGGUGAAGGCACAGAAGCGAAGGCCAACAAGAGCCGAGUCAAGCGGCCCAUGAAUGCCUUCAUGGUGUGGUCGCGCGGGCAGAGGCGCAAGAUGGCCCAAGCGAACCCCAAGAUGCACAACUCAGAGAUCAGCAAGCUCCUGGGGGCCGAGUGGAAGGUCAUGUCUGAAGCCAAGAAGCAGCCUUUCGUGGAGGAGGCAAAGCGGCUGCUUGCGCUGCACAUGAAUGAGCAUCCGGAUUACAAAUACCGGCCCCGUCUUAAGACCAAGAUGUUCCUCAAGAAGGAAAAGUACUUUUUAGUCCCCGAGCUGUCAGCUCGCAAGGGCAGCGUGGGCAGCGACGAGUCGGCUGUGGCCUCAGGCUUGGGUGUAGGUGCGGCGGCUGUGGACCGGGGUCUGGAGAACGCAGGAUUUGUAACAGGCGGCAGCAACGCGCACUUAAAUUGCUGGGGCAAUGUCUCCAACUCAAGCUCGAUGGCAACAGUGGCCGAGGCCAAAGCGAUGAUGAUGCAAGAGGCACAGCUGGACUACGCGAAGCACCGCGGCGCGGGCUGUGCGCACCUGCACUCUCACUCACACUUGGCUCACUGGUUCUCACACUCGCACUACCCGCCCUCGCACGCCCCCAGCUCGCCGCGGGUUCUUCGUUUUGACCUGGGCGUGCAGCAAUACAACCCUCUCUCCAACCUAAAGGACCACAUAAGGGCGCCUUUUCCCGGCUAUAGCAGCCUUCCCUACGGUGCCCCAGACAUCACAACCACUGCAGUAGCUGCGGAAGACGUGCACCAUAACCACAACUCGGUCGUGGCUGUUGCGGUAGCUGCAGAGGCCGCAUCGUUGGACGCCCAAAAAGGACUUGGUUCACUAAUGACAGUGGAGCCUAGCGGCAACCUGCCUGUUCCAACACACUCGUGGGCACCAUGCCCCGGGGAUCUGCGUGAGAUGAUCAGCAUAUAUUUGCCGGUGGGUGAGGGUAGAGACCCGACGACUGCCGCAUUGGCUGUGGCUCAGAGCCAGCUAAACUCCCAGCCACUGCACUACCAGGACGCGGGUGCUGUCAUGAAUGGCACAGUACCCCUGAUGCACAUCUAG